AUGCACUUCGUAGCGUGGCGACUACUGAUUAGUUUUCUUGUUAUCUUUGUGGUGACCACAGCCGCACCAAGAAAUAUCAACGCGGAUAUAAAACCACGAGAGCAAACUACCGAGCAAUCUUUAAAGAUCCUUGGCGAUAUCCAUGGAAAAACAUUUGCCCUUCCGCGCUCAACAACCCAGAAGCCCUUCCUAGUCGACUCUACGGUAUCCUGUUUUACAAUGCAGCUCUUAUAUUCAGCAGAGGAAACAGACGGCACGGUAAUGCUGUGGCUUCACUAUACGUUGUCUGGCAGCGGAUUCAAGCGUGUUGACACCAUAAGCUUCUCUGUGAAAACAGAAAAAGGAGCUUCAGCAAACAAGCUUCGUUUUGACUUCGAAGGAUCAUCAAAUAAUGGCAUUUCUAUAAAAGAAGCUGAAUUUGUCCACCAGCCUAAUUCUUGUUACCGCCUGAAGAUAACAUCAAAAGACCGGGGGUGCGUUUUUCUGGCUCUACUGUCGAGCUCUGGCAAGUCUGCUUCAAAGCAAUGUGUGCCAGAUGAUGAACUGGGAGGCUGCAAGUAUGAAGGCUUAGAAUCUUCCGAUUCCGAAAAGUGCCUUGAAUACGAAUCGGUUGAAGAAAAUUCAGAAAAUCAAGCCAAUGAAGUCACCGCACAAAGCCCCGACAAUAAUCAACCUCUCCUGGAAACUGAUCCGCAGCUUCAGCAAUAUCAAGAUUUUAAGCGGGGCCUCUUAUUCAGCAGCCUUGUACUAGUGUACUCUUCAUAUGAAGAUGACCCUUUCCGAUUGUGCAUGAUCACGUACAGUCCAAAUGAAGAGCCGAAACCUGACGGGAGGCUUUACAUUCUAACAUCGGGUGUCAAAGUGGAUAAGGCCAUGGUUCAGGCUUUCAAGCCUUAUACACUCAGUUAUCACAAUGAUACUUAUAGAGCAGCGGCCAGGUUAUACCGGAAUGGGAAUUUUCAUGAAACGAAGGUAAUCUUCACCGACAGGAAACAGUGCAUUAUACUCAGAACUCCAGGAUAUCAUAACCUGUGCGAGUUAUUCACUGGAGGUCGCUAUACUAAUGGAAUAUUAAAUGGCAUUUGCUUUUUUAUCUACGCUGUGUAUUGCAAGCAACCGGCAGCAAGUUUUACGAGUUUGGGCGAAUGUUGGCCGCCAGCAAGGAAAUGA
This is a messenger RNA of Ixodes scapularis (black-legged tick), 1170 nucleotides long. RefSeq lists its product as uncharacterized. The record is from RefSeq and is a predicted model, not a curated record. Lineage: Eukaryota; Metazoa; Arthropoda; Arachnida; Ixodida; Ixodidae. The coding region runs from base 1 to 1170 and encodes 389 amino acids. The transcript has 11 exons.